UUUUUGUUUGACAGAGUUUUACAGAACCUUUUUUUUCUUUCAUUGACGACAGAGGUUGAGGAAGGGGAGAGAAGAUCAGAAGAGCGGUUUUCGAUUCUCGAAAUCGAAAACCCUCUUCAAUCCAUUUCUGUAUUCUCUGCAAGAACUUUAACGGUUUCUUUCUCCUCUUCUCGAUUCUCUUGUCUGAAUUUGUCUGUUGUCGUUUAAAAGCUAGUAAUAUUCAUUCAAGUCUCUUCUGCCCUUGAGGAGAGAAAAGGAGGCUAGACUCUCCUCCUUUUCUUUGUUUUCUUUGUUGGUUUGCAGGUAUUUGCAAGAAAAUGAACGAUUCACAAAGCGGAGGAGGAAGAUGGAAAUUUCUAAAAGGAAAGCUUGGAUUAAAAUCGAUGACAUGCUGUAGUGGUGGAAUAUGGGGUUUAGGAGCAGCAUCAUCAAACAUGAGAGUCAGAGAAGAGGAAGAAGAAGAUGAUUUAGAAAUGCAAUUAACGGAACAUGUAGUUGAUGUGGGUCCUACUAAUGGUACAAGUACAACCACCGGUGGUAGAGAUUGUGUUCCUCGUUCAGCAUCUGGCAUCAAUUUGGCCAUGGCGUUAGCAGCCGAAAGACAUUAUAGAGCAGCACAAGAAUACGAAGUGGGUCCUACUAGUAGUAGUAGUAGAAGUACAUCAAAUAAUGCUAUACCAACUGGUACACCUAUGAGAGUAUCACUAAUGAGAUUGCUUGAAGAAGGGGAUGGUAUAGAUUUUGAUGAGGAUGAUGAUUUCGAUGAUGAAGAUGAAGAAACGGAGAAAGGGAAUGAUAAAAAAGGAGGAUUGGGCAGUGAUGUUAUGUGUUGCGUGUGUAUGAGAAGGAAAAAAGGUGCGGCUUUUAUACCAUGUGGCCAUACAUUUUGUCGUGUUUGUUCCAGAGAGCUCUGGUUAAAUCGAGGUUCUUGUCCACUUUGUAACCGUUCGAUUCUUGAGAUUCUUGAUAUCUUCUAAACUAAAACAGCAACCAACCUUUUCUCGUAGAUAUUUGCGCUUCUUUUUCUUGAACUCUAAAUUAGUGAGGGGAUAGGAAUGUGUAUGUAGAUUUAAAUUCUGAACUUGUAAUCACGUUUCUCUAUUUUAUCAUUAAGUUGUUAUUCUUUUUCUCUACUUUUCCUUUGGUUUGAUAUAAUCAAAUCUUCUGUUGUUUGUAACUCAUUGGUGGAUGAACAAACGAUUGACUCUCA
Messenger RNA from Papaver somniferum (opium poppy), 1210 nucleotides. Its product is annotated as probable E3 ubiquitin-protein ligase LUL4. Bases 318 to 977 code for a protein of 219 amino acids. The transcript has a single exon. Lineage: Eukaryota; Viridiplantae; Streptophyta; Magnoliopsida; Ranunculales; Papaveraceae. The record is from RefSeq and is a predicted model, not a curated record.